Molecule: messenger RNA, 694 nt
Organism: Limulus polyphemus (Atlantic horseshoe crab)
Lineage: Eukaryota; Metazoa; Arthropoda; Merostomata; Xiphosura; Limulidae
Product: equilibrative nucleoside transporter 1-like
Exons: 8
Biological process (GO): nucleoside transmembrane transport
Cellular component (GO): plasma membrane
Molecular function (GO): nucleoside transmembrane transporter activity
Source: RefSeq, a predicted model, not a curated record
AGUAAGCCCAAUGAAAAGAAUCGGUGGCUCUCUUCUAGUGUGUCUCGUCUUAUUCAUAGUGACAACAGUCCUGGUUGAAAUAAAUACAGACAGCCACCAAAGGACGUUUCUCAUCUCUACUCUUUGUUCUGUUGUACUAGUGAAUGUGGCUGCAGCUUUCCUCCAGGGUGGGUCAGUAGGACUGGCUGGGUGCUUUCCAACAAAGUUCAUGGAAGCCAGUAUCAAUGGACAAGCAGUGGGUGGAGUCAUAACCUCCUUGGCUCAAGUAUUAUCUCUUAUUGGCCAAAGUUCACCAAUCAGCAGUGCUUUUGGUUACUUCCUCUUUUCUGUUGUUAUCCUCCUGGUAACAAUUCUCUUUUUCUUGACAAUGCUGAAAACGAGUUUCUUCAAGCACUACCUAUCAAUUCAAGCUGGCUGUGGAAAUUAUUUGAAAAUAAACGAAAGUGAAGAAAUUAGAGACGUGCCCCUACUGAAAGUCUUUCAAGACAUAAUACUUUAUUUUAUUGGAAUUGUGUUGAUAUUCUGGGUGACCUUGUCAGUUUAUCCAGCAGUCACUGUGUUAGUAGAGUCUGUAAGUAAAGAAAGUGGAUCUUCCUUUACGGGGCAGUUAUUCGCAUUUUUACUUUUUUAUAGAAAAUGCAUAUAUUAUAUUUCAUUUGGUAGAGCGAUUACCUACUUUUUUCGUGUGUUCUAA